Molecule: messenger RNA, 1782 nt
Organism: Rotaria sp. Silwood2
Lineage: Eukaryota; Metazoa; Rotifera; Eurotatoria; Philodinida; Philodinidae
Source: the annotation of a GenBank genome assembly
AUGAUCAGUCUCUUUGACCAACUGCCUGAUUUAACAUUACUCGAAAUAUUUUCUUAUCUAUCUUGUGCUGAUGCUUUAUGGUCAUUUUUUAAACUCAAUUCUCGUCUGACAACAUUGUUAACAGAGCAAGGUUUUUAUCGUCAUGUUAAUUUAUCAUCAACUGGUAAAAAACAAUUCGAAACAAUUUUUUCAACACUUCGAUUAAAUGAAAUACAAUCACUUGUCAUUGAUCGUUGCACGUCACCUCUUCAACUAAAAAGAUGGCCUCAUUUAACACAUUUGACAGCAUUACGAUUACAAGGUGUACGCAAUUUUAGGGAGGUUUUCAAAUUGGCAAAAAAACAUUCACAAACAUUGACUCAUCUUACAGUUGAAUCAAGUCGAUACUUUUGUACAAAUGGUAUAACAAAAAGUAUGGCUUAUCCAUCAUGGAACAUGUGUGAAUUUCUCGAAAGAACACUUUGUUGUUUGCCUAAUCUUCAAUCACUUGAUUUAGGAAUGGAAACAUCUUUUGUUUUAUACAAGUGGCCUUUCAAAGCGAUAGAAGCACCCUUAACCUAUCUAAAAAUUUCACUGGCUCGGACGCAUUUUUUGAUUGAUAUAUUUUCAACGAAACCGUUAUCAUAUACUUUAAAGCAACUGCAUAUAAAAAUUAGGGAUCUUUGUGGUGAUUUUGGUUUUUCUUUACGUAAUAAAGGCCUUUUACAUCGAAUGGAAUCUUUACAUACAUUUACUUUUAUUAAAUCAUUUAAAUGCUAUUCAAAUGAGGAAUGGGAAUUUGUUAAUGUAUUGACAAAUUCUGAUAUUAUGCCUGUUUUACGACGAAUAAAUUUUUCUGUUUUUAUCGAUGCCAAUGAUCUGGUUCAGAUGACUCAUUCAAAUCUCUUUGUUGACGAUCGUCAUAUUGAUGUUCAUUAUGUUUUUAUGAUUAGUGAUGAUCGACAACAUUCUGAACUUGAUGAAUAUGUGCCACGUGGUAGUUUAUCACAUCCUCGUCAAAUAGCUAGUGUAACAUUUAUUUCUGAAUGUUGGCCUGUUGAUUCAAUGAUGCAUAAUCGUGAUGAAAUUUAUUUAAACAAACCUAGAAAUCGACAACAUAUAUUCUAUACUUUGCCAUGGGCUUUUAAUGAAUUUUUUCCAUUAUGUGUUCCAGAUGGAUAUAUUAAUGAAUUGGAAGUUUUUACAUCGACUUCUCCAGUUAAUAGAGUUGGUUCAUCACAUGUUCGAAAAUUCAGUAUAUCAAAUAAUUUUCCGUCAUUGGCUACUUCUUUUCCUCACAUAAUGUCUUCGAACAAAGUAGUUGAACUGCACUUAUCACAAUGUGAUAGAGAAUUAUCUGUAAAUUUACCAAUUUUUGAUCAUCUCAUUAUUACAGAUAGUCUUGACUUAUUGAAUAAGUGUUGUUUUUCAAGAAAUAUUCGAUCAAUUCAAAUUACUCUUAAUCAAGAAUAUAUUCAUUUGGCAAGAAAUGAUUGGAAUGAUUUGCCGAUUCUCUCUACUUUACCAUUUUUGAACUCUUUACGCAUACUUUUAUAUGAUAUGAAUGUUCCACCAAAUGAUAUAAGUCGCCAUAUCAUCGUCGAAACAAUAUCAAAUAUGUCUGACUUUUGCUUUUGUUUUCGGCGUAAAAAUUACGGAAGUCGUCGAAAUUUUGAAUCGGCACAUACUAUGCAGGCUAUAUUCAUUACACAAUUGCGGAAUGAUAUUCUUGCUUUACCAUUGAAUGAAAAACCUAGAAUUGUUGUUGAAAAGGGUGGCUAUGGGCUUAUUGCAUGGUUUUGA